AUGAAUCCUGAACACCAUAAUAUAAAUACGGGUGGUGGCCAACCUUCUGGCAACGCAGAGACACAGAAUCAAAGAGUUACUUCUGCCCAACAACAACAACAGUCAGCAAAUAAUCUAACACCUACAACAUCAGCUACCGACCUACGGGUUAAUUCGGCUGCAGUGAAUGUUGCAUUGUCAAGCGUGGCCAAGUAUUGGGUGUUUACAAAUUUAUUUCCUGGUCCAAUACCCCAAGUGUCUGUAUACGGUUUACCAACAAACACGAGGAUUGAAAAUGGAAAACCUGUGCAGGACCUAGGUCAAACGCAUGCAGGACUUCUAAAUGGUGAUCCCAACAUAAUUCUUGGUCAACAUACAGGACAACCUCAGCUUUCUGUUUCUGGACCUAGUGGCCAACAAAUACCUGUCACACAAAUUAUUGCAACUCAAUUGCAAUCUGGGCAGACUCAUGAAUCACUGGUGGCUCACAAUCAGCAACAAGACCUUGGUACUCAACAAAACCCUGGCAAUGGCACACAGGUCUCUGUUAGCACAGGCCAGCCGACUCAUCAGCAGGUACCCAAUAACAGGGUCGAGUUUAUUCAACACCAUAACAUUGAUAUGGGUCAUCACUCCCAACAACAUUCAAUGCAGCAGCAACUUAUGACGGCUACCCGUCAGGACCAUGCUAACCAACAGAUUCAGCUAACGGUCAGUGAAGAUGGCAUAGUGACAGUGGUGGAGCCCGGUGGAGGAAAACUAGUAGAUAAGGAAGAACUUCAUGAAGCUAUUAAAAUGCCCACAGACCAUACACUCACAGUCCACCAAUUACAACAACUUGUUGGCCAUCAUCAGGUAAUUGACAGUGUAGUCCGUAUAGAACAAGCCACAGGAGAGCCCGCAAACAUACUGGUUACUCAGAAUCCAGAUGGAACCACAUCAAUUGAAACUAGUGCUGCAGAGCAACUCAUAGUGAAGGAUGAAAAAAAUGUAUCUAAAAUAGAAUCCGCCCAAUUUGCAAUACCUACUGAUAUAAAAGAUAUCAAGGGUAUUGACUUAAAGGCUGUAGGUGCAAUGGGUAUGGAAGGAGCUGUAGUGAAAAUCUCAGCAGGCGCCUCAGAACAUGACCUUCAUGCAAUGUACAAAGUAAAUGUAGAAGAUCUUUCUCAACUGUUGGCAUACCAUGAAGUGUUUGGUAAGCUGAACCCUGAGGGUCAGCAACAAGCCAAGGUUAUCAGUGAAGUUGAAGUAGAAGCAGGCACUAGUGCCGCCAUUUCAGAAACGGACUCUUCUCCCGGCCACCAUUCUUGUGAUAUCUGUGGGAAAAUAUUUCAAUUUCGUUACCAAUUGAUUGUUCACAGACGCUACCAUGGCGAGAGUAAGCCGUACACUUGCCAAGUUUGCGGUUCAGCAUUUGCAAAUGCUGUAGAAUUAUCAAGGCACGGGAAAUGCCAUCUUGCUGGUGACCCAGCAGAGAGACAAACCAAAAGAUUAACUCAAGACAAACCCUAUGCAUGUACAACUUGCCAUAAAACAUUCUCACGCAAAGAGCAUCUUGACAACCAUGUUAGAAGCCACACUGGAGAAACUCCUUAUAGGUGUCAAUUCUGUGCUAAGACAUUCACACGUAAAGAGCAUAUGGUGAAUCAUGUCAGAAAGCAUACUGGGGAGACACCACAUCGUUGUGACAUCUGCAAGAAGAGCUUUACAAGGAAAGAACACUUUAUGAACCAUGUAAUGUGGCACACAGGUGAAACGCCGCAUCAUUGUCAAAUGUGUGGCAAGAAGUAUACUAGGAAGGAGCAUUUAGUCAACCAUAUGAGAUCUCAUACAAAUGACACACCGUUCCGAUGCGAAUUGUGCGGCAAGUCGUUCACGAGAAAGGAACACUACACCAAUCACAUACUGUGGCAUACGGGCGAGACGCCGCAUCGCUGCGACUUCUGCUCGAAGACCUUCACCCGCAAGGAGCACCUGCUGAACCACGUGAGGCAGCACACGGGCGAGUCGCCCCACCGCUGCACCUACUGCUCCAAGUCCUUCACGCGAAGGGAGCACCUGGUCAACCACGUGCGCCAGCACACCGGCGAGACACCCUUCCAGUGCGGAUACUGUCCCAAAGCGUUCACCCGGAAGGACCAUUUGGUGAAUCAUGUUCGCCAACAUACGGGGGAGUCGCCACAUAAGUGUUCGUUUUGUUCGAAAUCUUUCACUCGGAAGGAGCACUUGACGAAUCAUGUACGACAACAUACCGGGGAAUCCCCGCAUCGCUGCACUUACUGCGCGAAGUCUUUCACUAGAAAAGAACAUCUCACAAACCAUAUCAGACAGCACACUGGCGAAACUCCACACAAGUGCGCGUACUGCCCGCGCGCCUUCUCGCGCAAGGAGCACCUGAACAACCACGUGCGGCAGCACACCGGCGACGCGCCGCACUCUUGCUCCUUUUGCAGCAAGAGCUUCACGCGCAAGGAGCACCUCAUCAACCACGUCCGACAACAUACGGGCGAAACGCCGUACAAAUGUACUUACUGUGCAAAGGCAUUCGCCCGAAAGGAGCAUCUGACAAAUCAUGUGCAUCUUCAUACUGGUGAAACUCCACAUAGAUGUCCCUUCUGCACUAAAACCUACUCCAGGAAGGAACAUUUGACCAACCAUGUCAGGAUACAUACCGGGGAAUCACCUCACAGAUGCGAAUUUUGCGACAAAACAUUCACAAGAAAAGAACAUCUCAUCAACCACUUAAAACAACACACAGGGGAUACUCCUCAUGCCUGCAAAGUCUGCUCCAAGCCUUUUACAAGAAAGGAGCACCUUGUAACUCAUAUGAGAGCACACAAUUGUGGAGAACGGCCGUUUAGUUGCGGGGAAUGUGGAAAAUCAUUCCCAUUGAAAGGCAACUUGCUAUUCCAUGAAAGAUCGCAUCAAAAAGGCGGCGGUGGAAAUAGACCAUUUAGAUGUGAUGUUUGUUCGAAGGACUUCAUUUGUAAAGGGCAUUUGGUAUCACACCAGCGCACUCACGCGGCGACGGGUGAAACUGCGGCGAAUAAUGAACAAGCUGCCGACGUCGAGCAAUGCGGUGAUUGUGACAAGGAUAACAACACUGAGAGGACAGAACGCAAACAUGACAUCAGAGUAGUUAAUGAAAAUCGACCGGCAGAAGAGGAUGUCACACAAAAUUCUCAAAAUAACACAGUUAUGCAAAUAAGUAACCAGCAAGUUCGCACUGGAUCCGGAUCAAAUGCAUCUAGUGUAACGACCUUCACCCACACAACAAGUACGCAACAUCACGCAGGCAACGCGAUUUCCCAUCAUCCCGUCACCGUCAAUUAC
Messenger RNA from Iphiclides podalirius (scarce swallowtail), 3312 nucleotides. Lineage: Eukaryota; Metazoa; Arthropoda; Insecta; Lepidoptera; Papilionidae. The record is from the annotation of a GenBank genome assembly.